CAUCCUCUUCGUCCUUCACCUAAUAACAAUUCCAUUUUUACUUUCUCUCUCACCUUUUAUUCAAAUCAUUACACAAAACAAAGAAACUUUAUUCACAAGCGUUUCACUGAACACAUGGGAGACAGGCACAAUGACUUGAACGGCGCCUACUACGGCCCAUCGAUUCCUCCGCCGAGGAAAGUCUCCCACAGCCACGGAAGAGGCGGCGGCGGAUGCUGCGGCUGCAUAGGCGACUGUCUCGGCUGCUGCGGAUGCUGCAUCUUGAGCGUCAUCUUCAACAUCCUCAUAACCAUAGCCAUCAUCCUAGGCAUCGCCGCUCUGAUCAUCUGGCUUAUCUUCCGUCCAAACGCAAUCAAGUUCCACGUCGCCGACGCCAAGCUCACGCAGUUCACACUCGGCGCGGACAACAACCUCCAGUACAGCCUCGACCUCAACUUCACGAUCCGGAACCCUAACCGACGGAUCGGCGUCUACUACGACCAGAUCGAGGUCAGGGGAUACUACGGAGACCAGCGGUUCGGUAACGGUAACGUCGCGCCGUUUUACCAGGGGCACAAGAACACGACCGAGGUGGGGAGUAAACUGUCGGGACAGAGCUUGGUGCUGCUUAACGGCGGAGAACGGAAGGAUCUGGACGAGGAUCUGAAGUCGGGGAUAUACAGGAUCGAUGCGAAGCUGAGGCUUAGGGUUAGGUUUAAGUUCGGGUUGAUCAAGUCGUGGAGGUUCAAGCCCAAGGUUAGGUGUGAUCUCAAGGUUCCUCUCAGUUCCUCUAAUGUAACCAGCGGGUUUCAGUUUCAGCGGACCAAGUGUGACAUUGACUUUUGAUGCUACUAGUCAAAGUCAAUGAUAUUGUCUUCCAAUUCCGUUUCAUUUAUAUUAUCUUUUAGAUUGUUUAUCUUCAUUAUUUUCGUACAUGGACUUUAUGUGAUAUUGUUGGAGAGGUAUAUGUUUUGUGUAAUAAUCUUUUAGUGUAUGGUUCCAUGUAAAUAAAAUAGUUUUUCUUAUAAA
Molecule: messenger RNA, 1008 nt
Organism: Raphanus sativus (radish)
Lineage: Eukaryota; Viridiplantae; Streptophyta; Magnoliopsida; Brassicales; Brassicaceae
Product: NDR1/HIN1-like protein 3
Exons: 1
Coding region: 115-825 (236 amino acids)
Cellular component (GO): plasma membrane
Source: RefSeq, a predicted model, not a curated record